ACAUUUUUGUGUACCCGAACCUUCGGUAUUUCGUAUCGACAGUGUGAAACUGAAUAAUAAUUCUUUAGUUCGGUCCUGAAAGAACGGAAUGGUGACCAGCAGUCAUCAGAGUUUCGGUCCCUCUGCUUCGUAUUUGUCCCCUGUCUUCGCCGGGAGAAGCGCUCUAAAGGCCUUUAUCGUGUGUGUUGACCACCGGACAUGUCAUAGGCUUAGCCUUUCCACUGCAAACAUCAUAUUGAAAUGCAACAGGUGCUAGUGCUUGAUUUGCUAGUACUUCAAAUCCAACGUCCUGAAGAACUUCUACUCACCCUGUAUACUUACAACUUCCUUUUUUAUUUUGCAAGACCUCCGCUUCGGAAAGAAGAAGAACAAUCAAAAGAAAUAAGAACGACAGCCUCUCCCGACGGUACUGCAAACAGAGAAUUAUAUCGAUUUCAUCACCUCUGUGGUGCUGAUUGGAAUAUAACGCUGAGCAACUAAGACAAAGACGCGAAACUCAUACUCAGUCGCAGCCCGCGCUCCUGCUUCAACGCACCGGCACCACUCCGACAUCUGUACUGUCUUCUUGUCGGGUAGAAGAAAAAGCAGACGAACAACAUGUCUGCUCCCGGUCAGGUACCAAAUUUGAACCUUUCCAAGAAUGAACCUUUACAACGUAAUGCCCCUUUGUUUACUUAUUCUGCCAUGCUUCUUUAUCUUUCUUUUCAGCUCUUGAGCGGCUCCUCGCUAGUUUUGGCAAUACUCUACACAACUCCAAUUCUUACUCAUGUUCUAUCAGGUCAACUACUACUAUGGUGCGCCGCCUCCGCCUCCGGCGCCUAUCAUGUGUGAUAAUUUUCUCUCCGCAGUGCCUGUGCCAGUGUUCAACAAGGUUCGCUAGUAGCAUGAAGAAACGCUGAGUACUACCUAGGCACAAACAGGAAUAUGUUGCAUUAUAUGUUGACACAACUAACGCUACCCCGGCAUCUUUCAUAGUAGCAACAAACUACUCGGAGGACACAACUCUAAGGCUUUAAUUAUAUAUCAAAGUGUGUUGCGGGAAAUAUAGAGUUGUGGUUCCGCCCAUCUUUGCGUUAAGGUGUCAGCCUACAGGCAACGCACGUCAUCAGAGGUAUAGAGGAUCCUCUAUAAUAUUUUCUGUAUGUGAAGAACAAAGGGAUAGAUGACAAUCACAGAGAAGGGAAAGGGAAUUAUUACACAGGAUAGCGGCGGCUGCAUCUCCGCAAGCCCCGGUAAUGGUGAUUCAGAACGACUCGCGUCCGGCUACGUCGUGCCGCGACGACAAAAACCCGAUUGGUGUGUGCGGUUGCGACAAGCGGGUCAAUAUCCACUUUUAACUUACUCGCUCCUCAGGAUCUUUAUACGGAAAUGCGAUUUUUGCAAAGUGUAAAAUUCUUGUCCGCCUGGUUCGUUUUCUGUGGGUGACUAUGACAAGCACAAGCACAGAUGAAAUUCGUCAAAGAAAAAUGAGCAGCCAAUACUGAGAAGAGUAUCGAAUCCUCCUGUGUCAUAUUGCAAAAGAACAGCAAAAUUUUUCAUGCUUGUUGCCGUUCAAGCACGUUGAUAAUAUAGAAGAGUGCGAAUUAUACGAAUUGCGCACCACCAGCUUGUUGCAGGUUAUGGUAGUCAAGAAAAGCAAUCCGCAUUUUCCCGAAAACUUAUCCUGAGAUGUUUUUAUUGCAUACCGUAUCCGAACUGUUGCCUAAGAUUCUGUUGCCCCUGGUGCACGGCGCUGAACUAUGAGGGAUGCACCUUGAUCGUGAUUUUACUUUUUAUUCCGAUUUAUCAAUCGCAAAUAUGUCAUACAUAGGCCGCUGGAAAUCAAUUUGUAUAGCUCUCCCAAGGACUUAGCCUCGUCUUUCAAUUUCUUCUAUGAGGGAAGUUGCUUCCUCUUCAUUUUCUGCGUAGUGCCAUAAGAUACGUGCGCAACAGCUCGCACAGCAACACACUUGGCUCAUGUAAAGCGCAUUUGGUCCUCUGGAAAAACACAUUGUAGCUCUAGCAUCUUCAUACGUUUCAUGUUCCAGUAGUCGACAUAUUUGCGAUGCAUACGCCCACUUCGGGCCUCAUCGGUUGCUACGUGUGCUGCUGCUGGCAGGCGCCGAUCUGGGGCAUCCACUACAACAAGCAGAACAUUCUGGUGGGGGCUCCCAUGGGGGCUGUGCAGCCGGGUGCUGGGCAGGUCACCUACGUGGCGGCGGGCAGCGGGAAAGAACCGUUUCCGGAAUUUAUGAGCGACGACGACGACGUGUAAAAUUAAUUUCCAGGUGUAGUUGCAAACGACCACCUUGCUGAGUCUGUAGUUUAAUCUCCGCGAAAUAACCGUUACAUCACGAAGAUACAGAACUCUUUAUGAAGAUGCAUGAGGAAGGUUAUUCAAAAGGAAGUCGUCAAAGUCAAACUAUAAUCAAAUCUCAAACUGAGCAGACAAUCUCGUAUAAUUUCUACGCGGUCAGUUGUCCGGAGGGCGCACCAGCAUCGCUUUUGGCUGUGCUGCUUUUCUCCUGGAAAUGGAAGCAGGCAAGAAGUACCUUCAUGAGAAGAGAAUUUUUCCGAAGCAGAAUGCUAUCGUGCAAGUUCUCGUCGUUUUCUAUAUUUUCUAUGGUUUAUGAUAUUUGCUACUUACUUUUUUCAACAUUCGUAGUACUCAAUACAAUUCACGAAACUUGCGCCCCAACAGGCAUGGAGAACAAGGAUCACAGUCUGGAAUGCGUGGUCGUAUACCUACGUGAUUUUUACUACGCUUCCUAAUUUUGAGGACCGCUAUUCAUAAUUAUAGCUUUUUAUUUUCAUUUAAUGACAGAGAGAGAGAAUGUAUAUGUAUUGAUGUAAGUGUUGCAGACAGAAUGGAUUUUUUCUCUGCAAUAAAAGGCUGGCGCGAAGAUCAAGACUUCAUCCGAGAACUAAAACUAAUCCUUCUUGAAAGGAAUAAUGCGAACGCAAUUGACACUAUCACUAACUCUUCCGUCGGCAAGUUUUGUAUGUACUUAGCAACUACAGCCCGAAGCUGCGACACUUUUUUGUUAUUGCGAGAGCGUCGGUUCUUCGCAUGGGCACGCACAGAUACGAAACAGUUGGGAUGUAACUAUACUUGAGUAGUACUCUCGUAGUCAACAGUUUGCACCAAUGAAAAAUAAAAGUAAAAAUGCUGGACCUUCAACACUAUACGCUACGUCGUAGAUGACCGCAAGCA
Messenger RNA from Amoebophrya sp. A120, 3193 nucleotides. The record is from the annotation of a GenBank genome assembly. Lineage: Eukaryota; Dinophyceae; Syndiniales; Amoebophryaceae.